AUAAAAAAAAAAAAUAAAAAUAAAAAAAAUAAAAAUGAAAAUAAAAAAAAAAGAAUAAACAACCAGCCUUAAAGUAAUACAAGUGUGUGUAUAUGACUAUAUAAAAGUAUACACAUCUCGUUCAUUAGCGAAUAAGUUCGCGACACGGUUCACCGAAAAUAAAUGCGUGCUCGUGCUCCCAAAAGAAGAAGACUCGGGUGAAGAAUGAUUUUAUUAGUGUCAAUAUUGUUACAAAAUAUACUAUACUUCAUACGGGUCGAUGUAUCGCGCAUGUUCAGUAACUGUUUAUUCGUUCGGUGAUUCUUUCGUUUAUUUAUAGUAUUAUUAUACAGGAAGUGACAGGAGACUUCUACGAAAUGAAUCGAUAUAAUAAUAAAGGUGCGAAAAGGAUUGAAAUCUUGUGAAAUAUUUUAUAUUUUCAUUAUUUAUAUCCCUCGAUAUUAAUAUUUGUAUUAUUAUUUUUUUUCGGCGCGUUUUUAAUCUACCGUUCGGGUAAAAAUGUUGACAUUAAUUUUAUUUCUGUAUUUAAAAUAACAAAAGAAAAAGGUGAAAGAUUUGAAUAUAACAUAUCGAAGCACAUAAUGAUUAUACAACAUAACAAUAAUACAUGUUUUAUUUGAAGCAUCUUGAAGAUCCAUCGAUAAUUUAUCUAUAAGUCGAUAAUUGAGAAUAUUAAUUUGAAGUAUUGAUCGUAAUACUUUUCAAAUUUGUAUGUAAAGCCCGCUUCACCGAGCGUUGAGUUAUCACAAACUUUCAUUGGUGGGGAAAAGUCGCGUGCGCUGGACCAAUCACAUAAGACCACGAUCGCAAUGGCGGUUUGGUUGGACAGUUUUAUGUUAUCGGCUGGAUGAGUAUAUCUUUUUGGAGAUAGACUGUUUCUUUACUUAUUUAUAAAAUUACACCGAAGAUUGGGAAUCAAUUUAAUAUUCAGUCAUGUAUAACUACGUCUUCUUAUUGGUUUUAUUAGAUUUAUCUUUUGAUUUGGUCGGCAGUGUUUCACAAUUAGAAAUUGAUAAGCAUUUGGAGUUAGGUAGAGAAUUCCUUGUACAUGGACAAUUGCAGGAUGCAUUGUCACAUUAUCAUGUGGCUAUUGAGGGAAAUCCUAAUAACUAUUUAGCAUAUUAUAAUAGGGGUAUGGUAUAUUUGGCAUUAGGAAAAGCAAAAUUCGCUAUUCUUGACCUUGAUAAGGUCUUAGAAUUGAAGCCAGAUUUUACAGGAGCUAAAAUGCAACGUGGAAAUGUAUUAUUUAAACAAGCUAAGUUUGACUUAGCGGAAAGAAACUAUAAAGAAGUUCUUGAAGUGGAACCGAAUAAUGAGGAAGCUGCAACUAUGUUAUUUACAAUAUCAAAUCUUGAAACGGAUAUGCAAUAUGUAGAAGAUAUGGUUAAAAAUAGGGAUUGCAAGACUGCGAUCCAACAAAUAACACGACUUAUAGAAACUUGUCCAUGGUCGCUUGAACUUAGAGAAUUAAGAGCGGAAUGUCAUGACGCUUUAGGAGAUUAUAUGAGUGCUAUUAGUGAUAUACGUUCUACUACUAAGUUAUUAUCUGACAAUACAGAAGGUUAUUAUAAGCUAUCUGCAAUGCAUUAUCGUGUUGGCCAAGUAGAAGAAUCACUGAGGGAAAUUCGAGAGUGUUUAAAAUUAGAUCCAGAACAUAAAAAGUGUUUCCCAUUUUAUAAAAAAGUUAAAGAAGUAUCUAAAUUUCUUGGAAAAGCAGAAUCCUUAGAGGAAUCCAAUCCUCAAGGUUGUAUAGAAUCUGCUGAACGCGUACUCCGUAUAGAACAAACUGUAAAGUAUGUUAGAUAUCCUGCCCUACAGUUCCUCUGCAGAUGUUACACUGCUAAUUCGGAACCAAGUCGUGCAGUUAACAGUUGUCAAGAAGCAUUAAAAAUACGAGAAGAGCCAUCUACUUUGUGCGACAGCGCGGAAGCAUAUCUUGCUAGUGAAUUAUAUGACGACGCGAUAAGAGAUUAUAAAAGAGCAUUAGACAUUGAUCCUUAUUUCCAAAAAGCAAAACGAGGAUUGCAGAAAGCUCAACAACGGCAGAAGAUUUCAGAAACGCGGGAUUAUUACAAAAUAUUAGGAGUACCUAGGACAGCUUCGAAACGCGAAAUUACAAAAGCGUAUAGAAAAGCGGCACAAAAAUGGCAUCCCGAUAACUUCCAAGAAGGUGAAGAGAAGAAACAAGCGGAGAAGAAAUUUAUUGAUAUCGCUGCUGCCAAAGAAGUACUAACUGAUGACGAAAAAAGAGCUAAAUUUGACCAAGGGGAAGAUCCAUUGGAUCCUGAAUCUGGAAAGCAUCAGCAAGGCUUCAAUCCCUUCCAAGAAUUUCAUCAUUUUCAUGGUUCACCUUUCCAAUUUAAAUUCCAUUUCAAUUAGUUAUGCAAUAUGGAAUUUAACAUGCAUUUCGAUUUUUAGCGCAGCACAACUGAAAUCUUUUGUUUCUGUGCUAUAUUUUUCGUCGCGUAUAAUUUCGAAUUUGGCUAACAACUUUAUUUUUCAAAUAUGAUUUCGCUAAAUCUUCUACUCGUUGGUAUUCUCGCAUUAAAAAUAUUUCCAAAAUUGAAGGACCACAUUCGAAAGAACGAUUUGUGACGGAUCGUAUUAUUAGAAGACGUAAUAUUAUUACUAAUAACACUGCAUAACGGAAGUGCGUGAUUAAUUUAUCAUUGAUGAUUAGCUAAUUAUAAGCUUAUAUAUAUAUGUAUAUAUAAGCAAUAUAUAUACACACACGCAUGUUGAUUAAACAUUUACGUAUUUUCUAUACGCAGACUGAAUCAAUAAAUAUCGUCGAAUGUACAUCAAGUUAAUACGCGUUAUGGAUAAAAUGAAUUUUUUUGAGUUAUGAUAUUGAAUAUAACCAACGAAGUCUAUCAUUGUUUUAGGAUAAUCAUUUUACGAUGAUCCUAUUGUAUCGAUUGUAGAUACUUUUUAUCGAAUAUCUAUUGUGUAUGGGUUUUUCGAGAUGUAUUUUUACUCGAUGCCAUUGAUUAUCAGCGAAUAAAUAGGACAAUGCUGUGCGCGUGUGAUGUUUGGAUGAGUGUGAGUCUGAAUUUUAUGUAAAUAUUUUAUCUCUAAUCAUUGUUUGAAAGUAUAUUUGAAUAAUUUAUACAGAUAAAUACGGACAAACAUCGAA
This is a messenger RNA of Polistes dominula (European paper wasp), 3136 nucleotides long. RefSeq names its product dnaJ homolog subfamily C member P58IPK (gene P58IPK). Lineage: Eukaryota; Metazoa; Arthropoda; Insecta; Hymenoptera; Vespidae. Gene Ontology annotation, biological process: protein folding in endoplasmic reticulum. The record is from RefSeq and is a predicted model, not a curated record. Gene Ontology annotation, molecular function: protein-folding chaperone binding; misfolded protein binding. Gene Ontology annotation, cellular component: endoplasmic reticulum.